AAAUGGGACACUCGUGCGCAUCAACCGGCACGCUCUCAGUCGCUCCGACUCGGGAACCAGGUCAUCAGCGGAGAUAGCAGGCAAUACCUCGCCCAACUAGGCUAACUCGCUUUAGGCUUUGGUUUUAAGGAUGGACGCCUUCUCGAUUUUUCGGAGCCGACGAUGCUCCAUCGUGCGCAACUGCAAACACGGUCUCUCCCUCUGGUUGGUGGUGUGGAUGGUCCUUGGUGAGCCAAGUCCAGUGUCGGGAUGCCCGCAUCACUGCGUGUGCUACCCGACUCCCAUGACUGUGAGCUGCCAAGCGCAGAACUUCACCACCGUCCCGGUCGGAGUGCCCUAUGAGUCGCAGCGUGUUUUCCUUCAGAACAACAGGAUUACGGAGCUUAGAGUUGGCUCUUUUGGCUUCGGGACGCAGGUCUUGUGGCUGUUUUCCAACAACAUUACAUGGAUCGAAGCAGGGGCUUUUAGUGAGCUGAGGGACUUGGAGGAGUUGGAUCUUGGGGACAACCCUAAUCUUCACCGGCUGGAAGGAGGAGCCUUCCGGGGCCUAGAGAAGCUCCAGAGCCUCCAUAUGCACCGCUGCAAACUCACCGCCCUGCCCCAUGACAUCUUUCACAAGCUGUACAGCCUUCACUAUCUUUACUUACAGGAAAACAGUCUUCACUUUCUGCAAGAUGACAUCUUUUCAGACCUCAUCAACCUGAGCCAGCUUUUCCUGCAUGGAAACCGUUUACGCACCGUCUCAGAAAAUGUAUUCCGUGGCCUGGUCAACCUUGACCGCUUGCUCCUUCAUGACAACCGCGUCAGGCAGGUGCACCGACGGGCCUUCCGCGACCUCGGUCGCCUGACCAUGCUAUUCCUCUUCAACAACUCUCUGCCCGAGCUGCCCAGUCAGGCUCUGAGGGACACUCAGGGCAUAGAGUUCCUCCGCCUCAAUGCCAACCCCUGGUCUUGCGGCUGCGAAGCCCGGGCCCUGUGGGAGUGGUUCCGGGAGGCCCGUGUCUCUUCAUCUGAAGUGAUCUGUGCUUCUCCCUCCACACGCCGCGGCCAAGAUCUGCGCUUUCUUCGAGAAAUGGACUUUGCCCUCUGCCCACUGCCCGAUCCUGGUUCCAUCGCCGGUUCCACCACCACCACUUUCAGCACCAAAACAAGAUGGUGGUUCCACAAAAACAAGCCCCAGUCAUCUACUAAAGGUCUCUUUGAGAAGUCUUCGGAGACCAUCAAAGCCGGUUUGCAUGGGAAAGGCCCAUCCACAACCACAUCACUAGUCAAAUAUGAGCUGGGGGAGGAAGAACUGGCACUGCCUAAACUUGACCAGGAAGAAUACUGGGCAAACUAUGGAAACGAGGACUCGGGUGUCUCCCUGCGAUGCUUUGAGCUCGAAUGUCCACCUGAUUUUGAUCUGCCAACAUUUUCCUCCUCUACCUCACUACAACCCUCCUCCCUCUCACUACUAGCUAUCUCAGUAUUCACAUUCAAACUCCUAUUACUAUUACGCUGA
Messenger RNA from Nerophis lumbriciformis (worm pipefish), 1501 nucleotides. The record is from RefSeq and is a predicted model, not a curated record. NCBI's taxonomy places the organism in Eukaryota, Metazoa, Chordata, Actinopteri, Syngnathiformes, Syngnathidae.